Molecule: messenger RNA, 905 nt
Organism: Aspergillus piperis CBS 112811
Lineage: Eukaryota; Fungi; Ascomycota; Eurotiomycetes; Eurotiales; Aspergillaceae
Exons: 1
Coding region: 128-544 (138 amino acids)
Source: RefSeq, a predicted model, not a curated record
ACUCUCAUCACCUCAGUUUCCAAUAACCUGCGAAAUCUCACUAUCUUCUGGCACAAUCUACCCUAUUGAACUCGACUUUUGUAUAUGGUUGUCCAGUAAACGCCCGUUCUCAACAGCCUACAUCAAUAUGGAUCAACAACUCCCUCUCUCUCCGCCUUCUGAGCCGACGCCUUCUCCCACAGCCAAGGCGGUCCCGCAGGACUCCCCUGUCCGCACCACUGCGAUUCACGAACUGCUACCUGAGAUUCGUAUUCCGGGCGAACCAUUACCGCCGCACAAAUACCAUCCAGUUACUUGCACUCCCAUCGACGAAGACGAAAUACGCUCCCAGAUUGAACAACUACGCCAGGAAUAUCCGACACCAGAAGCGGCCCUGAAGGCGCAAGAAGAAGCUGCCAGGGAAGUGAGGCAAAAGCUGGAAGAUGCCGAGAAGAAACGCGAAGAAGUGCAGAAAGCUAUGGACAAGAAGAUCAAGGAACGCAACACAGAGAUGAAGGUCUUGUCCAAGUACCAGGAAGUCAAGACUUCGAACAUUGCGUCUUAAAUUCUGCGUUCAGUCAGAGAAGUUACACAACCCAUGCAGACAUAUUCAUACAUGGAAAUCAACAAAAGGGAACCGCCAGUCUUCUCACAGGGGACAAUUACAAUGAGAGAUGAAUCAUUGUGCGACCUUGAAGCCCGGUCGACUAGCAGAUGGCGCCGAGCAGGUUGAAACUCCUCUUUGAGCCGCUCUACCAGAAUUGGCACCCAGUGAUGGGAUGGACAAGCCAUACCGUGUGCUCGGCUUCAUUUAGGAUUGUUUCUCCAAAACCCGGCGUGAUAGAUAUUUGAAAACGGUUCGGCUUCGAUGGAGACCUCUUCUACGACUCGGAAAACAUACUGGCAAAUCGAGCUACUUCCUCUCU